AACCUUCCUAUAAACAACCACUCUUUUCCCUCACCAUUAUAAAAUACCAACCAAUACUCAUGCAAAUCAAAGUACCCAACAAACAAAAUUCUAAUAACUCUAAAAAAACACUUCCUUUUUUUUUUUUUUUUUUUAACUUUCUUGAAAUCCCAAAAUGGUUAAUGAAAAGAAAGUCAUAGAGGAAGUAUCCGGUUGGCUUAGAGUUUUCGAAGACGGUUCAGUAGACCGGACAUGGACCGGUCCACCCGAAGUCAAAUUCAUGUCCGAACCAGUCCCCCCACAUGACGACUUCAUUAACGGCGUUGCCGUUAAAGACGUAGUCCUCACUAACGAAAACUCUAACAGCCGUUUACGCAUUUACUUACCUCAACUUAACGACAACAAACUCCCCGUCAUUCUUCACUUCCACGGCGGCGGCUUUUGCAUUAGCCAAGCCGAUUGGUUCAUGUACUACACUGUCUACACGCGCCUAGCGCGCGUGACCAAAUCAAUCAUCAUCUCCGUCUUCCUCCCUCUCUCGCCUGAGCACCGCCUCCCCGCCGCCUGCGACGCCGGCUUCGCCGCCCUCCUCCGCCUCCGUGACAUUUCCCGGCAACAACUUAACGAGCCCUGGCUCACUGAAUACGCUGAUUUCAGCCGUAUUUUUCUCAUCGGAGACAGCUCCGGCGGCAACAUAGUUCAUCAAGUCGCCGUCAGAGCCGGCGAGGAGGAUUUAUCUCCGGUGAGACUCGCCGGAGCAAUUCCGAUACAUCCAGGGUUUGUAAGAUCGAAACGGAGCAAAUCGGAGUUAGAACAAGAGCAAACACCGUUUUUAACAUUAGAUAUGGUGGAUAAGUUUAUCGGAUUAGCUUUACCGGUAGGGAGCAAUAAGGAUCAUCCGAUAACUUGUCCGAUGGGUGACGUGGCGGCUGCGGUUGAGGAACUGAAAUUGCCGCCAUAUUUGUAUUGUAUGGCUGAUAAGGAUUUGCUUAAGGAUACUGAAAUGGAGUUUUACGAAGUUAUGAAAAAGGGGGGAAAAGAUGUUGAGCUGUUUGUUAAUAAUGGAGUGGGACAUAGUUUUUAUUUGAACAAAAUUGCAGUUGAAAUGGAUCCUGUUACUGGUUCUGAAACUGAGAAGCUUUUUGAAGCCAUUGCAGAGUUUAUCAGCAAGCAUUAAUUGAAGGAGAAAAGAUAUUUGCAUGAGUAUUUAUAAGGUUAUGGCAAAAAUAAUUAAGCAUGGGUAUUUGUGAGCUUUGCAAGAGUAUUAGUUUGUUGCAGGUUGAAGAUUUUGGUGUACUGUCUAUCUUAAUUUUGUUGUUGUCACGUUUUAAUUGCCAAGAUUAUUAUUGAAAUAAAUAUAGUUGCUGUAUUCAGUUUUUUGGUGUUA
Molecule: messenger RNA, 1366 nt
Organism: Lycium barbarum (goji berry)
Lineage: Eukaryota; Viridiplantae; Streptophyta; Magnoliopsida; Solanales; Solanaceae
Product: probable carboxylesterase 17
Exons: 1
Coding region: 155-1156 (333 amino acids)
Molecular function (GO): hydrolase activity
Source: RefSeq, a predicted model, not a curated record